Messenger RNA from Fundulus heteroclitus (mummichog), 1736 nucleotides. RefSeq names its product CD2 (cytoplasmic tail) binding protein 2 (gene cd2bp2). The coding region runs from base 114 to 1265 and encodes 383 amino acids. The record is from RefSeq and is a predicted model, not a curated record. Lineage: Eukaryota; Metazoa; Chordata; Actinopteri; Cyprinodontiformes; Fundulidae. The transcript has 7 exons. Gene Ontology annotation, cellular component: U5 snRNP. Gene Ontology annotation, molecular function: protein binding.
ACUCCUGUCCAGAGGGUGGCGCUGGUGAGUCAGGUCUGCGUUGUUGAGCAACGUUGGAAUGCAACGAAGAGAAGACGAAAACGAACGUAGCUUGAAUUACCCUCAGCAGCGCCAUGUCGAAAAGAAAAGUGACUUUUGAGGACGGAAACGGGGAGUUUGACCUGGAAGACGACGCCCCGAAUAAAAAGAUUCAGAACUUCGAGGCUGUCAGUGGACCGGGCUCCAGAUUCAAGGGUAAACAUUCCCUCGACAGUGAUGAGGAGGACGAUGGGGACGCCGCAGAGAGCAGCAAAUACAACAUUCUGGACACCGAUGAUGUGGAGGGCCAAGAAGGGGCAACAAUUGACUACGACGAAGGAGUGUCCAUCACUCCUUUUAACCUGGAUGAGGAGAUGCAAGAAGGACACUUUGACUCAGAGGGAAACUAUUUCAUCAAAAAGGAAACACAAAUUAAAGACAACUGGCUUGACAACAUAGACUGGGUGAAAAUAAAAGAGCAGCCUUUCAAGAAAAAGAAGAAAGGCCUUGCAGCCAAACGAAAACGCAGAGCUGGCGAUGAGGAUGAGGCCGAGGAAGAAAAACGGAGAGAAGAGCAGCAGGCCGACCAAGAAGAUGAGGAAGAGGAGGAGACCGAGCCCGCGGAGGAUCCGCUGGCGUCCUACACACAGCAGCAGCUCACCGAAGCCGUGGUCGAGAUGUUGCAACCGGGCGAAACGGUCGCCGCCGCCCUCCGGAGGUUAGGAGGACUGGGUGGACGAAAGAAGGCAAAGCUGAGGGAAGAAAAGGAGCCCACAGAGGAGUCUAAAAGGGACACGGAAAAGCUCGACAGGCUCACAGCCUUGGCGGACAGACUGGUCGGAUCGGGGAUGUUUGAGAUAUACCAACAAACCUAUGAAAAACUGGCCUACCUGAUGAAGAGCAUGACCAGCAAGCGGCCGGCGGUGGCACAGAAACGAAGCGGAGACGAAGGCGAGGAGGAGGAAGAGGAUGAGCUCGACAUGUUCGGUGACAAGUUUGACGAGAAGGUUACCGAAAAAUCCGAGAACAAGGACGAGGAAGGCAAAACAGUGAGCGAUGAAGUCAUGUGGGAAUACAAAUGGGAAAACGAGGAAAAGUCUGAAAUCUACGGCCCCUUCAGCAGUGAACAGAUGCAGGGCUGGGUGGAUGAAGGCUAUUUCAGCAGCGGCGUCUACUGCAGGAGGGUGGAUCAGGGGGCAUCUCAGUUCUAUAACUCCAAAAGGAUCGAUUUUGACCUCUACACAUGAAUCCCGUUCACCCUCGAAUGAAUCUCAGCCGACGUCGUGUGUUAGCGCUUACUGUGGAUUCUCUUGUCUUUACAUCCGGGUUUUUGGUCUAAAAAUGUUAUUAUUUCAACCCUGCCUUUGCUCUCUGCAAGUUAUUUUUAAAUAAAAAAAAUGUCACCGUGUGUGGUGUUUUGACCUUUUUCUUUUUGUGCUCUGGAUGGAGAUCAUAUUUUACGUGUUAAAUAUGUUGGUCUUCUAAAUAAACAACGGAUCCCAAUGUCAGAGUAUCUUCAUCGGCUCUUUAAAUCUGACGAAUUCUGUUAUUUUAUUGAACAGGAUGCUUUGCACCGUAGGGUCAACCCUAAAAAAAUUAAAGGUGCUAGAGACUUUUCUGUGAACUCAAACUCACCUUAUAUAUAAUCACUUAUAAAAAAAUGUCAUUCUUUCUGGUUUGCUUUUCUGUUGUAAAAUAUUAAAGAAAAUCUACCCUCC